Oryza sativa Japonica Group (Japanese rice) is the source of this 1638-nucleotide messenger RNA. RefSeq names its product probable glycosyltransferase At5g03795. Gene Ontology annotation, molecular function: glycosyltransferase activity. The record is from RefSeq and is a predicted model, not a curated record. NCBI's taxonomy places the organism in Eukaryota, Viridiplantae, Streptophyta, Magnoliopsida, Poales, Poaceae.
CUUCCACCCAUUCAUGCCUCCCGCUUCCUCCUCCACCCAAUGCCGCCACAGCGCCUCGCCACCGCCACCGCGCACCACCCCGCCGGCCCGUCCCGCCGCCGGCUCCACCACCGCCGCGGCGCGAUGUUCUCCGUCUCCUGCUGGCGCAUCGGGGCCAUCGCCUCCCUCGUCGCGGCGGCCGCGGCCACCACCGUGCUCCUCAACUUCUCCCUCCCAUCCUCACCCCACGUGCCCGCCACAGACUUCACCGGGAAACUGUCCGCCGCGAUCUCCCCGCCGCCACCGCCCUCGUCGCCUCCUCCAGCACCGGCGACGCCGCCUCCUCCUCCUCCCGCGCCACCGCCACCUGCUGCAAGGCCGCGACGAAGAGAGCCGUCGUAUUGGAGGAUGGCGCCGGAGGAGGCACUGCGGUACGCCAAGAAGGAGAUAAUGGCCGCCGGGCCGGUGAUCGACGACCCCGACCUAUACGCGCCUCUCUUCAAGAACGUCUCCCAGUUCAAGAGGAGCUAUGAACUGAUGGAACGGAUACUCAAAGUUUACAUUUACCAGGACGGCCGGAGGCCCAUCUUCCACACGCCUCCCCUCAGCGGCAUCUACGCGUCCGAGGGCUGGUUCAUGAAGCUCCUCAAGGAGAGCCGGAGGUUCGCCGUCACCGACCCCGCCAAGGCGCACCUCUUCUACCUUCCCUACAGCUCCCAGCAGCUCAGGAUCUCGCUCUACGUUCCCGACUCCCACAACCUCAGGCCGCUGGCCGCCUACCUCCGCGACUUCGUCAAAGGCCUCGCCGCCAAGUACCCGUUCUGGAAUCGCACCAGAGGCGCCGACCAUUUCCUCGUCGCCUGCCAUGAUUGGGGAUCUUACACGACGACGGCGCAUGGCGACCUGCGCCGGAACACCGUCAAGGCGCUGUGCAACGCGGACAGCUCGGAGGGGAUCUUCACCCCGGGCAGGGACGUGUCACUCCCGGAGACGACGAUCCGGACGCCGAGGCGGCCGCUCCGGUACGUCGGCGGGCUGCCGGUGUCGCGGCGGGGCAUCCUCGCCUUCUUCGCCGGCAACGUGCACGGCAGGGUGAGGCCGGUGCUCCUCAAGCACUGGGGCGACGGCCGCGACGACGACAUGCGGGUGUACGGGCCGCUCCCGGCGCGGGUGUCCCGGCGGAUGAGCUACAUCCAGCACAUGAAGAACAGCCGCUUCUGCCUCUGCCCCAUGGGGUACGAGGUGAACAGCCCCCGGAUCGUGGAGGCGCUCUACUACGAGUGCGUUCCGGUGAUCAUCGCCGACAACUUCGUGCUGCCGCUGAGCGACGUGCUGGACUGGAGCGCCUUCGCGGUGGUCGUCGCCGAGAAGGACGUACCGGACCUGAAGAAGAUACUGCAGGGGAUCACGCUCCGGAAGUACGUGGCCAUGCACGGCUGCGUCAAGCGGCUGCAGAGGCAUUUCCUGUGGCACGCGAGGCCCCUCCGGUACGACCUCUUCCACAUGAUCCUGCACUCCAUCUGGCUGAGCAGAGUGAACCAAAUCGAGCUCCACGAGUAGAGACCGCGUCUUGUGUUCGGUCAGAGAAAUGUACGUUCUUGGUUCAGCGCAAGAUUCUCUGUAAGUUUUGGAGAAGACUGGCCAGAAUCUUAAACGAUA